This is a messenger RNA of Porites lobata, 222 nucleotides long. The record is from the annotation of a GenBank genome assembly. NCBI's taxonomy places the organism in Eukaryota, Metazoa, Cnidaria, Anthozoa, Scleractinia, Poritidae.
UACCAGGCCCAAGAAUUCUGCAAAGAACUGGGAGGAGAUCUGGUGAAGAUCAGCAGUGAAGAAGAAAACGAGUUUGUACUGAAGCUGGUUAACAAGCGCGCUCCGUCAUUGCGUCAGGUUUGGCUGGCACUGGAGUGAAACCCGCAAAGAAAAGCGUUUAUCUGGGCUGACAACUCAAUUCCGACAUUCAAGAAAUGGUUUGCAGGUGAGCCGAAUGGAAAU